Penicillium hordei is the source of this 2472-nucleotide messenger RNA. RefSeq lists its product as uncharacterized. Bases 1 to 2472 code for a protein of 823 amino acids. Gene Ontology annotation, cellular component: ARC complex. The record is from RefSeq and is a predicted model, not a curated record. Lineage: Eukaryota; Fungi; Ascomycota; Eurotiomycetes; Eurotiales; Aspergillaceae. The transcript has 6 exons. Gene Ontology annotation, biological process: regulatory ncRNA-mediated gene silencing.
AUGGAUGAUAAACCUGACCCUGCCGGCAAAGAUAAUAUGUCUACCGCUACCCAAUCACUGGAUCUCAGUGUCUCUGAGGAGUCCAUUAUGCCCACUGAGGCCCUGACUGAUGACGGUGCCACUGCUAACCUUGGCCCCAUCAUCUCGGACCAGGAGCAUGGCGAAGCUAUUAAGGAAGGCACCGUCGCUUCUUCUCCGGAAUUGGUCCCUAAAUCGUGUCAGGUUAAGCAUUCCCGUGUUCAUUUUAUUGAUCCGGUCACACUUGCGAAGCCUGAGCUCAAGAAGUCGGACGCUGCAUCCCAGACUAAGCACCAUGUUGAGGACGCUUUGGUCAGUUCGGACCAGGAGACUAACAAGCAGGUUCUAGCUGAGGACCACCUCGAAGGCACUUUACCGAAAGUAAUUGAUUUUGCCGCCGUUGCAAAAGAGUCGGAAACUAACGCAGGCAUUUUGCAUGCGAAGGGCGGUGCAGUCUCGGAGAACGAGCCCAAGAUUGGAUUCAAGCAUGAUCCUGGCGAGGAGAAGUUUCUCGCAAACGUUGAACUUGACGUUGGUACUUCAAAGAAAAAGAGGAAGAGCAAGAGGCGCCCCAAGAGUCAGAGAGGAGAGAACGCACCCUCGGGAUUCGAACCCUUCUAUGCCGAUGCACCAAUGACUCCACAGGAGUUUGAGGAGAACAAGACUAUCUAUGAUCCUGCCUUGCCAAUUCUUGAUCGAAUUGACGAGGGCAUCAAGCGCUUCUUGUACAAGCGACGCCUUGAACCCUACAGACGCAAGGUUUUCCUUAAGUACCUGCAGUACGGCGGUGUCAGCGUGGGCCCCAAUCAUUCCCAGGGAGUGACUCCUUCGGAGUUGAAGGAAAUGACCAAAGAAGAAGCAAUGCAAGCUCGCUGCACUACGGCCAUCUUUCCCAAGCAGGGAAAGCCAUACCCAAUCUCCUUUAACGAUAUUGCCACUGGCUACUUGACUGGGUUCUACAUGGGCCACUACAAUCCUGACACUGAGGAGGAGAUCAAAGUGUGCACUGACACUAUGAAGAAUUUCUUUACUUACCUGCUCUACCACGAUGUUUGUCCCGAGCAGAUAGGGGAUCUCGAGGAAGCCCGAAAGACUUGUGAUCGGUCUGCCAAGGAGUUGUGGAUGAACCAGCAACUCGUUCACCAUCAAGGCCCCGGAGACUUCAACCGCGGCUGCUCCGUGCUGUUUGGUGGCUACUACUUUGAGGAUAUUGAUGACCCCGACGCAUGGACCAAUGUUCGAUACGCUGAUCAAAAGAUUUUCACCACCGAGAUGGCUCGCAAGGUCGUUAAAUAUGCCAUUGCAAUUGCCGGAAAUGAUCGGACUGCUCGCAAAUUCAAGAUUCUCGCUGACAUGAACAUGACCGAAGCCACGCAGGUUCCAGACAUCGAUGGCUUUGAGAUCAUCUCGGUAGAGGAACCUACUGAGGAGACCAUCGCUUAUUACAAUGAGCUGUGCCCCGAUCUCAGCCCAGUUGGCAAGAUUAGAGCCAAGGAAUUCCGUGAUCCUGCCAGAGGUCCCUUUGACCUCGCUCCCUGGGAGAAGAUUGACUGGGAUGCUGGUUUAGCCCCGACCUACGAGUUCGAAUUCCUCGUCGAAGCUGAAUUGUUUGUCCAUAUCUUGCCCGGCAUGAAGAUUAUCGCGGACGUCUUUGAGACCAGCUUCGGACAGUACUACUUCGAUGAAAUCCUGUCGGUCCUGCCAAGCUUCUACAAAUUCAUGUACAACGACUGGAUUAUGGACUACGUCGAGCCCGUACCUCUUGACUUCAUCCCCGACGAGGAGGAAGUCGCACGCCGCCGCGCAAAGGAGUCCAUCAUGAGCCCUCCCGAGCCCACCCCGGCCGAGUGGGCUAUGCACAUGCUGACACACGAGUUGACCUUCAAUCUUCAGCCGGGUGAUGAUGCUAUGGUUGCCGUCUGGCAAAUGAUUCAUACCCUUGAGGCCUUUGGCUGGGAUCUGGAGGAAGCCAAAGACUUGAUGGGCUUGGUGGAUCCAAAUCCGCGCAAAGGUAAGGAAAAGUCGACUGAGGGAGAGCAGUCCCGCACACGCCUUAGCAAUGAGCCCCGCAACAUUCCCCUUUUUGAGACUCCAAAGGAGACCCUUGAUCGGACUAUCAAUCAUUUCCAGAACCCGGAAAAGAUCAAGCCAGCUAUCGCACCGGAGGUCAUCGCCAAGUUCCUUAAGGAGAAAAAGGGGCAGCUUGAAAAGGAACAAGCCCAGCGCGGAACCCGGACUUCGGAGCAGAAGGUUGCGAAGGGCAAGGAGCCUGAGGGACAGCCCGGUAAAGGACCAACGAACAGCCGAGGAACCCAGACUACUUCGAAGGAGCAAGUUAUUGCGGAGACCCAGGAAUCCAAGGGACAUCCCAGCCGGGGGCCGACACAGACUUCGAAGAAGCAGGCUGUUGAGGAAAGGGAGAAAAUCAAGGGUGCACUGGAGGGAGACAACUAG